Protopolystoma xenopodis is the source of this 732-nucleotide messenger RNA. NCBI's taxonomy places the organism in Eukaryota, Metazoa, Platyhelminthes, Monogenea, Polystomatidea, Polystomatidae. The record is from the annotation of a GenBank genome assembly.
ACUGUCGGGGCGGAGGAUGAAAAAAAGAAGGUUAUUGAUGAAAUAUCGACUUCUCUUAUUCCACCAUCCAGUCCGCCAUGUUCUCUCGCAAUUUCGAGUCCUUCAGAAGCUGAAGUCCUUCCUUGUGAUAUACUGAGAAACAUAGAAGAGACUGUUCCUGACGUUUCAAGUGAUUUAGAACUAAAGGUGUUCGAGGAUAGGGAAAAAAGGAAAGAGGAAAAAGUUAAAGGGGGUUAUGAGGACACAUCUAGUGGUGAUACUAAAUCAAAAUCCGAUACUUUAUCUACAGCUGAAAUUCCCGCUACUUCUGUUGAAACCCCAAUGCCAGAAGAAGCAUUUGAGUGCGAGGCUAAAGGAGGAGGAGGAGAUCAAGGAGGAGGAGAAGAAGAAGAAGAAGAAGAAGAAAGAGCCGAUGAAUAUGAUGAUGAGAGCAUUAUUUUAGAACUAAGGGCCAUUCAGAAUGAAAAAAAGAAGAGGCAAUCGGAUGUAUGGAAAUUUGAAUCAGCUGAACCUAUUCAUUCCCCUAUUUCGUCUUUUAAACUUGAAAAUGAUGAGACUCUGAAUGAAGCAUCCGAGUUAAUGGACAAAAAGAACCGCAGGCUUCAAAUGGAAGUGAUUAGAAUGCAAGAACUGCUUUCGCAAGAAACUAGAUCCCGUCUUGAUUCAAUUUGCUUGAGUACGCCUUAUGUGUUAGCCAGCGGAGUUGGUGGUAAGUUGAUUAGUGUUACAUAA